Molecule: messenger RNA, 2621 nt
Organism: Camponotus floridanus (Florida carpenter ant)
Lineage: Eukaryota; Metazoa; Arthropoda; Insecta; Hymenoptera; Formicidae
Gene: sip1
Product: tuftelin-interacting protein 11
Exons: 8
Coding region: 256-2559 (767 amino acids)
Biological process (GO): spliceosomal complex disassembly
Cellular component (GO): U2-type post-mRNA release spliceosomal complex
Molecular function (GO): nucleic acid binding
Source: RefSeq, a predicted model, not a curated record
CCUCAGGGUUUCUCUUUGAUAUGAUCUAGUCGAAUCUGUUGGAAGGUUGUACAGUGUGUGGAUUUUUUGAAGUUAUAUUUAUAUAGAAAAAUAAAAUAAUAUUUUAUAAUCAAAUAAUUAAAUUAUAAAACAAGAUGUCUGAAGACGAAGUAGAAAGCUUUGAAAUUACCGAUUAUGAUUUAGAUAACGAAUUUAACAUAAAUCGUCCUCGACGCAAGCUUUCGAAGAAGCAACAAAUGCUAGGAAUAUGGGCAGAUGACAGCGAUGAAGAUGAAUUAUCUGCUAGACCAUCUUUCAAAACUUUUAAUAAAGGUCCUAAAAAUUAUACAGCACCAGUUAGUUUUGUUGCUGGUGGUAUCCAACAAGCAGGGAAACCAAAAGAUAAAACAGAUAAUGAUGACAAGGAAGAUGAAGAGACACAGGAAUUUCAAACAAAGCAUCAUACUGAUUCUAGACAGUGAUAUUGCAGGUUUGCGUAGAAAACGCAAUCAAGUAAAUCCAUUAAUAAUGAAAGGUGGGAUGGGUAGUUGGGAAGUACAUACAAAGGGUAUUGGUGCUAAAUUAUUAUUACAGAUGGGGUUUGAACCUGGCAAAGGUUUGGGUAAACAAUUACAAGGAAUAAGCACCCCAGUGGAAGCACAUCUUAGAAAGGGAAGAGGUGCUAUUGGUGCAUAUGGUCCAGAAAAGGUGCCAAAAAUUCCAGAAAAAAAGAAAGAUGACGACGAAGAAGAAACAAAAGAAUCCAAAUCCAAAUCUCAAUGGCGAAAGGGCGAUAAUAGUAAUAAAAAAAAAGUUAGAUACUGUUAUAGAAGUGUUGAUCAAGUUUUAGAAGAUGGAAAGUUGAAACCCAAUAGAAAGCUUCCAAUGUCUAAUGAUAUAAGCAGAGUUAAAGUUAUUGAUAUGACAGGGCCAGAGCAAAGAAUUCUUAGUGGAUAUCAUGCAAUAGCAGGUGGUCAGCAAUGUCCUGAUGAGACCAUAACUAUGUCUGAUAAGAAAUCUAAGAUGAACUUUGCUCUACCUGAAUUGCAGCAUAAUUUAAAUUUACUCGUGGAUAUGUGUGAGCAAGAUAUUAUACAAAAUGAUCGAAGAAUGAGACAUUUAAAUGACAGAAUGAUUGCUUUAGAAGCAGAAAAGAAGAAUUCAUCGAAAAUUGUGGAUCAACAUGGCCAAUUAAUUGAUAUCUUAGAGAAUGUGCUUGUGAUUGUGGAUAGAUUAAUGAAUGAAACAAAUGAAUUGUCUCUGCAAGAAAUUGCGGAAGCUUUUAAAAAUUUGCAAGACAAUUAUUAUGAGGAGUACAAAAUGUACGAACUUGGUGAAUUGGCCAGUAGUUUUGUGGCACCAAAAAUAAAAGAUUGUUUGCUCAGCUGGAAUCCACUCUUGCAAUCAAAACAACCAAUCAAAUUAUUUGAACAGUGGAAAUGUAUUUUAGAGAAUGGAACUACUAAUACUACACUCCAAACACAGACUAUGCAUCCAUAUGAUCAAUUAGUAUGGAAUGCAUGGAUGCCAUCAAUUAGAGGAGCCAUACAGCAAUGGACGUGUAGGCAACCAGAUCCUUUGAUUGAGUUAAUAGAACAUUGGAUGCCAUUAUUGCCCAACUGGAUCUUAGAAAAUAUAUUAGAUUUAUUAGUUUUGCCAAAAUUGACAUUGGAGGUGGAAGAAUGGAAUCCUCUUACAGACACUGUACCCAUUCAUACAUGGAUUCAUCCUUGGUUGCCAUUAUUACGAAAUCGUUUGGAUACUUUAAUUUAUCCAAUAAUACGUAGAAAAUUAGGAUCUGCAUUAGGAGGUUGGCAUCCAUCAGAUAGAUCAGCUAGAUUAAUGCUGCAACCUUGGGCAGAAGUGUUUGCUAAAGGAGAUAUGGAAGCGUUUUUAGUUAAAAAUAUUAUACCAAAAUUGCAAAUAGCAUUAUCCGAAUUUGUCAUAAAUCCACAUCAACAACAUAUAGAUCCAUGGAAUUGGGUGUAUGAGUGGAAAGAAUUGAUUCCUGUUCACAUUAUGGCAGGACUGCUUGACAAAUUCUUUUUUCCAAAGUGGUUGCAAGUUUUGGCACUUUGGCUCAAUCAUUCGCCGAAUUACGAUCAAGUUACAAAUUGGUAUAUGGGUUGGAAAAGUAUGUUAAGUGAUAAGUUAUUGGCAGAACCAGUGAUAAAAGAGCAUUUCAAGAAAGCAUUGGAUAUGAUGAAUAGGGCUGUCAGUGGAUCACAAAAUCAACCUGGUGCGAUGGAACAUGUUUCAUAUUUAACAAGCCUGGAAAGAACCCAACCGGCAAUGUCGCAAAUGACAUCAAUCGCGCAGCCAAGGAUGGAGAGACUCGCAGAGGCAAUGCGAACGGCCUCACAAAUUCCACAUGGUUUCAAAGAUCUUGUGCAAAAGAAAUGUGAAGAGCGGGGUAUAUUAUUUAUGCCAAUUCCGAACAGAUAUAAAGAAGGCAAGCAAGUAUACAAAGUGGGCAAUAUUCAAGCGUAUAUCGAUAAUAAUGUCGUGUUUAUAUGUCACAAUGGUACAAAUUGGAUGCCGACACAUUUAAAUGCUUUGUUAGAUAUGUCCGAACUUUAGGAUAAUAGAUUUUGUUCAAAGUGAUAAAAUGACAAAUAUCCAACAUGUAUAAUUGUUAUAUU